CUGGUCAGCUAUCUGCAAACGAAUGAGUUCAGGAACCUUGUCUUCGACCUCAAACAUAUCCCUCAAAUCGUGGAGCUGCUGAACAAUCUUCAAAGAACUGGUCUCGAUCCGUACAACCUGAUGAACCAGAUCAACGAUUACCUGCAUCUGGACAGACUCAGCCCACCUAGCUCCCGUUUCACGAGGGCCACCAGAGGAAUUCGCGGUUUCCUCGAUCAAAUCGAAGCUUUGUACAGGGGAAAGCUUAACAGUUCUAAGGCAUUCGCUCAAUUUAUACGUUUCUUGAGGAUCAUCCACCACCCAAAUGAUCGUUGACACCAUGUGUGUCAAUACCGUUCUUAACAAUUUUUUGUUGAAGCUCAAGGGUUACGGUGUCCGGCUCGAGGUCGCCAGAAAAUUCCUACAGAACGAACUGGGCCUCCAUGUCUCCUGUGUUGUUUGAAUUUUUACACGUCCUUCCUGUGAUUAAAUGUUCUUUCAAGUUAAUAAAUAAGCAGGAGU
Messenger RNA from Frieseomelitta varia, 501 nucleotides. RefSeq lists its product as uncharacterized. Lineage: Eukaryota; Metazoa; Arthropoda; Insecta; Hymenoptera; Apidae. The annotation marks the transcript as partial. The transcript has a single exon. The record is from RefSeq and is a predicted model, not a curated record.